Messenger RNA from Ostrinia furnacalis (Asian corn borer), 575 nucleotides. Its product is annotated as acylphosphatase-2-like. Bases 141 to 452 code for a protein of 103 amino acids. The record is from RefSeq and is a predicted model, not a curated record. Gene Ontology annotation, molecular function: acylphosphatase activity. The transcript is spliced from 3 exons. NCBI's taxonomy places the organism in Eukaryota, Metazoa, Arthropoda, Insecta, Lepidoptera, Crambidae.
AAUAAAACUGGGCAGCAUACGAAGCGCGUCUAGGCGGGCGGCGAAUCCGCCCAAAGACGUUCGUUAGACCGCUUUGCGUGGACAAAAAGAAAUUUUAAUAAUUUUUUUUAUCGGUGGUGGUGUUUUUUGUGUUGAUCAAUAUGGAUUCGGAUAGUAUAGAUCCUAAUGUGCUGGCAUCAGUGGAGUUUGAAGUGUAUGGGCAGGUUCAAGGUUGUUACUUCACAAAAUACUGCAAAGAACUGGCUGAGCAGAUCGGCAUAACCGGCUGGGUGAAGAACUCCAAGAAAGGCACCAUUGUUGGCAAGAUACAAGGGAACAAAUCUGUUUUGGAUCACAUGAUCGACUGGCUGAAGACGACCGGCUCUCCUGGCUGCAAGAUUGAGAAGUGUGAGCUGACCAACUGGGAGUACCUGGCCCGGUUAGACUACACCGACUUCGGCAUACGGUUUUGAGACUACUCAACUUGCUUUUAAGGUCCUUAUUGCAAAACAGCGUUCAAAACUCGACACGCCCGUAUUCACAAACGAUGCUUGCUUAAGUGAAGCAGCAAUCGAACGCACAGCUUUUAAUAGAGC